AUGAUAGUCGCUUACAUAGAUAGGGAUCAUAGGGAUUGGGACCGGAAUAUUGCGGACUUCCGGUUUGCAUAUAAUACCGCGGAGCAUUCCUCCCUGGGAACUUCGCCGGCAUUCCUGAAUCUGGGCCGAGAGUUGAUACCGAGAGGGAGGCUGCGAGACCGAGGUAACGAGAUGGCUCAGGUCGACGCAGCCGAUCCCGCGGUUUGGUCGGAUAGAAUGGAGCGGCUGAAGUUGAUUCGGGAAUGGGUUGGCGAACGUUUAGAGGAGGCCCAGGAAAAACAGGCGACGUACUAUAAUCUGAGGCGUCGAACUCGCAGUUUUCGUACGGGUGCACUAGUCUUGCGAAGGCGGCACGUCCUUUCGUCGGCCGCCGAUAACUUCGCGGCAAAGUUGGCACCCAAAUUCGAAGGUCCCCUCCGAAUCGGGAGGAAAUUGUCCUCCGUAAUUUACGAGCUGACUCGUCUAGAUGGGUCAGCCGCCGGUAAAAGCCACAUACAACAUUUAAAACCCUACUAUUCCCCCGACCCUGACUAG
Molecule: messenger RNA, 534 nt
Organism: Nylanderia fulva
Lineage: Eukaryota; Metazoa; Arthropoda; Insecta; Hymenoptera; Formicidae
Source: RefSeq, a predicted model, not a curated record